GAGUCACUCUUGAUUACAUCAGUUCUUCUUUCCCCCUCUCUUUGAGAAGCAAGUUGACGAUCAAAUACCUGAGAGAGGGAGAGCUUGCAUCAGUUUCUCUCUACAUAAAAGAAUCUUGUUAGAGAGAGAUGGGAGUGGGUUCUAAGUUAGGGGAAGUAGCACCAUUUACAGUGAUGGUGAUAAUGGAAGGUUGCACUAUCGCACUGACCAUUAUGGCCAAAACAGUGAUGUCUAGAGGGAUGAGCCCUUUUGUAUUUGUUGUCUAUACCAACGCACUUGGCACUCUCAUUCUCCUCCCUUUUUCCUUCUUGUAUCACAGGGAAAGAGCAGAACAACCACUCUUCACCUUGCCAGUUUUCUUGCGAUUCUUCUUCCUGGGUUUGACAGGGAUAGCUUUAUCACAGAAUCUUGCAUUUGUGGGCCUGAGCUACAGUUCACCGAUAGUCGUUUGUGCAAUGGGCCUUUUGAUCCCUGCUUUUUCCUUCAUUCUGUCUGUCGUCCUCAGGAGGUCAAAGGUAGAAUGGAGAUGCUCAAGUUUCCAAUUCAAAGUGAUCGGCACCUUGGUAUCAAUCAUGGGCGCAGUCUCGGUAGUCAUUUACAAGGGCCCAUAUAUACGACCUUCAUCUUCUUCCCAAAAACUGCAGCAUUCCGAACACCAACUUUUCGUUUUCUACUCAUCACCAGACAAUUGGAUUCUUGGUUGCAUGUUGCUUGCUGCAUCUUUUUUUUGUGUUUCACUGUGGAACAUUAUCCAGUUGGGUACUAUCAAACUCUAUCCCCAAGUAAUGAAAAUAGCGUCUUUUUAUAGCUUAGCUGGGACUGUUCAAUGUGCAAUAUUCUCUUUGAUUGUAGAGAGAGACUUGAAUGCUUGGAAAUUGAGGCUUAAUAUGGAAUUGCUUCUCAUAGUUAUCACGGCAAUCUUUGGGAGUGUCGUCCGCAGUAGUGUUCAAAUCUCGUGCACACGCAUGAAGGGCCCUUUUUACGUGCCCUUGUUUCAACCAUUUAGGAUUUUUUGGGCUACCUUUUUCGGCGUCGGCUUCUUCGUAAAUGGUCUCCAUUAUGGAAGUGUUAUAGGAGCCGUAAUAUCUGGAUUGGGUUACUAUACAGUAUCAUGGGGUCAGAUGAGAGGAGAUGAAAAACAGGAGGAGAGUGUCAGGUACUCCUCCGAUGAGAAGAACCCUCUCCUACAAGAAGACUCGGAGGUGUAGAGUAAUAUUAAUCUUGUGGUGAUCAAUCCUUUUUCACAAAUUGAACCACAAAUUGAACAUCUUCGAAAAGCUGUAUACAUAUAUAUUGGGCAUUUGAUUGUAUUUCUCCUUGCUACUAGUCCAGGUUGUAGAUAGUUUUGUCAGGGCUGGUGCGAAGAAUUAAUGCUGCCAUGUUGAGAAAGUGUACAUUUUGUUUGAUUAAAGAUGUAAAAUUAGUAACACAUUCGCUGCAUAAAAGUUUUAUAUUUGGAAGAAUUCUUGUAUGAGAAUAUCUACGUUCUUUCUC
Molecule: messenger RNA, 1494 nt
Organism: Populus nigra (black poplar)
Lineage: Eukaryota; Viridiplantae; Streptophyta; Magnoliopsida; Malpighiales; Salicaceae
Product: WAT1-related protein At1g70260-like
Exons: 7
Coding region: 129-1208 (359 amino acids)
Cellular component (GO): plasma membrane
Molecular function (GO): transmembrane transporter activity
Source: RefSeq, a predicted model, not a curated record